Cucumis melo (muskmelon) is the source of this 931-nucleotide messenger RNA. Its product is annotated as bZIP transcription factor ABI5 homolog. The record is from RefSeq and is a predicted model, not a curated record. Gene Ontology annotation, biological process: positive regulation of DNA-templated transcription. Bases 221 to 931 code for a protein of 236 amino acids. Gene Ontology annotation, molecular function: DNA-binding transcription factor activity. Gene Ontology annotation, cellular component: nucleus. The transcript has 2 exons. Lineage: Eukaryota; Viridiplantae; Streptophyta; Magnoliopsida; Cucurbitales; Cucurbitaceae.
ACUCUAUUUUCUCUCUCUAAAAUAUAGGAUCCCCUUCAACAAAUCACCAUCUGCCAGAUCCCUUCCUAUCUGAUUUAUGAGUUUUUCCUCAAAACUUCCCACUAAUUUGCCUUCUUUCACUUCCCUCGUCAUUUGUCUCACCGUGCAGAUUUUGAAGUAGCUGAUAGGAACAUAAACAUAAGUGGUGAAGGGGAAGAAGAAGCCAUUAUUAGGAUAGGAAAUGAAUUUAGAUGAAUUAGUUUUGAGGAAUGUGAUGUCUGGGGAAGAGGCAGAGCUAGUACAUAACCCUUCUUCUUCUUCUUCUUCAUCUCCUGCAGCAGCCACAGUUUCGUUGUUUCUCGGGAAGAGGAACAAGGACAUUAAACCGCAGCCUGAUCCAAUGGCUGAGGUUUCGGCCUCGGCAGAUGGGAUGGAUUGGAUUCAUUACCAACAAGCAUUGUUGAUUGAUUCCAAGUCGCCAGUUUCUCAAGGUGUUUACAAUCAUGGGGGUAUUGGUGUUUACAAUAUGGAAGCCAUGUCAAUGACGACGUCAGCCUCGUCGAACUCAGAUUUCCAAGAAGGUAACUGUGAACGGAAACGAAGACAGGUUGAUGAUAUGAAGGAGAAGACUAUUGAAAGAAGGCAAAGGAGGAUGAUCAAGAAUCGUGAGUCUGCUGCACGGUCCAGAGCCAGAAAACAGGCUUAUACGAAUCAGUUGGAGCACGAAGUAUCAUGCUUGAAGAAAACAAAUAGUUGGCUGAGAAAGCAAGAGGCAAGUACAUCCACUACAGCAUAUAGUUCUACUACCAGACAGUUAUAUUUUGUUCACAUACUAAAAAAGUAUAGUUUCCUUUUCUUUUUCAGGAAGCAGAAAGACUACUUUUUUCAAAUCCAAUCCCAGUGCCGAGAUACCAACUGCGGCGCACCAGCUCGGCCUUCUUCUAGAUUCUGA